This is a messenger RNA of Apis dorsata (giant honeybee), 1250 nucleotides long. RefSeq lists its product as uncharacterized. The record is from RefSeq and is a predicted model, not a curated record. The transcript has 5 exons. NCBI's taxonomy places the organism in Eukaryota, Metazoa, Arthropoda, Insecta, Hymenoptera, Apidae. Bases 408 to 1247 code for a protein of 279 amino acids.
GGGAGCAUCAGUGGUAGCAGCAGCGGCACCAGCAGCAACACACCAGCACCUCCUCCUGGUUCUCCUCCUGCUGGUGUGUACCGAUGCCGCAGUAGCGACUACCUCUCUGCCCCGUAUAGAUUUUCAAUUAGUCCGCGCGGAACGUGGAAAAUAAUGUGCCGCUCCGACACCUGCUGACCAUCCCCGAAGGUCGCUCGCGUCCCGGGUCCCGGUCGACGUGUCUAUCGCGCGUCGUUCCCCGUUCGUCGUCGUCGUCGUCGUCGCGUACCAUCGUCGUGACCUGGUGGAUGGACAAAUUGGAGAGGGUGCGGGAUCGAUUUCCUCCGUCUCGUGUGCGUGUGCAGUGUUGAAAAAGGACAGAGAAUGGGCGAACAGUGACAAGAUCUUCGAACGAUCCACACGGGUCCAUGGGAUCGUCAGAGAGGAUGCCGUUCCCGGUGAAUCGCAGGACCCCGUUGUCCAGUAUCAUCGCGAUCUCUGCGUUCAUGCUGCAUUCAGGUAUUGUGGCCCUUCGAAUGACAGCCCUGCAAAUACCGCAACACGUUGUUCUGAACGAGACGGUCCGUAUGCAGUGCAACUUCAAUUUGGAUAAAGAACUAUUGUACUCUGUGAAAUGGUAUAAAGACGGCCACGAAUUUUAUCGUUACGUGCCGAGGGAUGUGCCAAUGGUUCAAACCUUUCGCGUUCCUGGUGUUGAUGUGAACACGCAUAAUUCCACGGAAAGAUCGGUGGUUUUGAACAAUGUGAAUCUUACUAGCUCAGGAAGGUAUCGAUGCGAGGUGUCUGCCGAGGCUCCAGCCUUUCAGACCGUGUCUGACCAUGCAGACAUGACGGUAGUAGGUAAGGAAACGUAUUUUUACGAUUCCAUCCGUUUCACCGUCACGAAAAUAAUCGACGAUAUAUUUCAGGCCGAUAAUCAGUACCUGAAGGGACCACACAUUACCGCUGUGGACGAGAAGGGAUUGGAAACCGCGGUAUUAGGCUUGGAGUUUCGCGUCGCCAACAAACAUUUCAAGCGUGGCGACAUGAAGCUGAAGUGCUUGGCGACAAUAGCGACCGUCUAUCUGCAGAGCAAUGAGGAGAGCGUGGAAGGAGACGAAAGGAUCCUGAAAGCUCCUGUGAUGGAGAGCCGCGAGACCAGGGCACAGAGCCACACUCGGAACGAUUUAAUCAAUGGAAGUCAAACAACCACGAUAUUCAACCGGAUGAUCGUUUUUCUGAUCAUAGGAAUCAUCCUAGCGCGAUAAUAA